Molecule: messenger RNA, 489 nt
Organism: Diaporthe citri
Lineage: Eukaryota; Fungi; Ascomycota; Sordariomycetes; Diaporthales; Diaporthaceae
Exons: 1
Coding region: 1-489 (162 amino acids)
Biological process (GO): transmembrane transport
Cellular component (GO): membrane
Molecular function (GO): ATPase-coupled transmembrane transporter activity
Source: RefSeq, a predicted model, not a curated record
AUGAACUUGGACCCAUUUGGUGUUUCCUCUGAAGAUUGCUGGGCUGUCCUGGAUUCUGUCGGACUGAGGAACUUGGUUGAGGACCACGGGGGUCUUGCAGCUGGGAUGGCCGUCGAUAUGCUAUCCCAAGGGCAAAAGCAGCUGUUCAGUUUCGCCCGCGCCCUACUACGGCACAGAACAAGGGCCAGGAGUCUUAGCAAUAGCUAUGGUGAGACAGGCGCGGCGCAGCGGGGAAUCCUGCUCCUCGACGAGUUCAGCUCUGGUGUUGACUACGACACCGACAGGGCCAUGCAAAAGAUUAUCCGAGAGGAAGUUGAGGCCUACACGGUCGUCAUGGUUAGUCACCGGCUGGAGAUGGUCAUGGACUUGGACAGGGUCAUCAUGAUGGAUGCCGGCAGUGUUGUGGAGACGGGGCGGCCUUCGACAUUAAUCGAAAAGGAGGGAUCCAAGUUCAGGGAUCUGUGGAUGGUUGGCCGCGAGAAAACAUGA